Molecule: messenger RNA, 1612 nt
Organism: Xenopus laevis (African clawed frog)
Lineage: Eukaryota; Metazoa; Chordata; Amphibia; Anura; Pipidae
Gene: serpini2.L
Product: serpin peptidase inhibitor, clade I (pancpin), member 2 L homeolog
Exons: 9
Coding region: 129-1355 (408 amino acids)
Cellular component (GO): extracellular region
Molecular function (GO): serine-type endopeptidase inhibitor activity
Source: RefSeq, a predicted model, not a curated record
AAUCAUUCGUCUGACAGAUUAAAUGUACUAUACCUGCUCUCCCUCAGCUUUCAGAGACAUUUACUUUUCUUGCCAGGAGGGGAAUACACUGCUGUUUUCCACUGCCCAAAAGAGUACUUUGUGUUACAAUGAGAAGACUCUACCCAGGCGUGAUUAUCGUGACCCUUUGUGGAGUCUGGAUAACUUGCAAUGCCUCCAGGCUCUGGGGAGAUGCCAUUACGGAACUGGCUGUGGAUCUGUCUCGGGCAAUUCAUUCAAGCACAGAAGAAAACAUCAUUUUUUCCCCACUUGGAACUUCUUUAAUUCUUGGAAUGAUAAAACUGGGAGCUAAAGGAGCAGCACUAAGUCAGAUAAAGCAAGCUUUAAAACUACAGGGAAAUCAAGACAGUGAGGAGUUUUCUGAGCUAAAAACGCUUCUUGCUGUCAUCUCCGAAGAAAAUAAAGAAUUUACAUUUAAUCUAGCAAAUGCCCUCUACCUUCAAGAAGGAUUCCAAGUGAAGGAGCAGUAUCUCCAUAGCAACAGGGCUGUCUUCAACAGUGCAAUAAAGCUGGUGGAUUUCCAAGAUGUAAAGGCUUCCGCUGAAACAAUAAGUGAAUGGGUGCAAAGGCAAACACAUGGGAAAAUCUCAAAAAUGUUUUCAAGUGGAGACUUUACUCCUCUCACAAGAAUGGUGCUGGUCAAUGCCCUAUAUUUCAAAGGUGAAUGGAAACAGAAAUUUAGUGUUGAAGCCACACAUUCAGAAGAGUUUUCAGUAAAAAGGGGCCUGACCGUAAAGGUUCCUAUGAUGCAUCUUCAGACGACAACAAAACUUGGUUAUUUCUCAGUUAAGAACAUAAGUUACAAAGUGCUGGAGCUGCCCUAUAAAGGUGAUGUAUUCAGUUUACUUUUAACACUCCCUGCAGAAGAUGUGGAGAUAGGAGACCUGGGAAAAAUAGUGACGGCUCCUGUAAUAAAAACAUGGUUUGCUAACAUGAAGGAGGAAGUUGUCGAAAUCAGUUUACCACGGUUUAAAGUUGAACAGAAAAUUGACUUAAAGAAAUCUUUUGUUAACCUGAACAUAACUGACAUUUUUAACGAGGGCUGUGAUCUCUCUGGAAUAACAGAUUCACCUAAUCUAUACAUUUCCAAGGUGUUUCAGAAAGUUUUCGUUGAAAUAAAUGAAGAAGGAAGUGAAGCAGCAGCCGCAACAGGAAUGCAAGUUUCUGCAAUGAGUAUGUCCAAUCACAGAUUUGUGGCCAAUCGCCCUUUCCUGUUUUUCAUAAGACACAUUGAAUCAGGUUUGAUUCUUUUCAUGGGAAAGGUGAUGAAUCCAGAUUUUUAUGAUUCAAUGGGCCGGGAUGUGGAAUCAUUAUAAAUGAAGAGAAAAAAAUACACAUGUUCCUAAUAACUGGUUCUCUUCAAAGGAUUAACAUAUGCAGAUUAAUCAACAGACACUAGUGUUCAAGAUUGUGGAAUAUGUGGCACUUCGACAGCUGUUGAACUAACCUUUCCACAUCAAAAAGUUGGUAGUUUCUGCUAAAUGGCUGGAGCAAUGUAGGGUGCCUUUCUGAAAAACAAACAUAUGCCACUGCGUCAUCACCAGCAACAAAAUAAAAUGUUUUACUGAAUUAA